UUCCUGUGAUCCCUCCAUCUUCUGUCACUCCCCCAGCCAUGUGGCUGUACCUGGCAGUCCUCGUGGGCCUGUAUUACCUUCUGCGCUGGUACCGGGAGAGACAGGUAGUGAGCCACCUCCAAGACAAGUAUGUCUUCAUCACGGGCUGUGACUCUGGCUUUGGGAACCAGUUGGCCAGGCAGCUGGACCUACGAGGCUUGAGAGUGUUGGCUGCAUGUCUGACAGAGAAGGGAGCCAAGCAGCUGAAGGCCAAGACAUCAGAUAGGCUGGAGACCAUCAUCCUGGAUGUCACCAACACAGAGAACAUUGCUGCAGCCACCCGCUGGAUAAAGGAGCGCACAGGGGACAGAGGUCUCUGGGGCCUGGUGAAUAAUGCUGGCAUCUCUGUGCCCACGGCACCCAAUGAGUGGCUGACCAAACAGGACUUCAUAAAGAUUCUCAGUGUGAACCUGUUGGGGGUGAUUGAGGUGACCCUGAGUCUGCUGUCCCUGGUGAGGAAGGCGAGGGGCCGCGUGGUCAACGUCUCCAGCAUCUUGGGUCGUUUAUCCUUGCUUGGUGGUGGCUACUGCAUCUCCAAGUAUGGCGUUGAGGCCUUCUCGGACUCCCUCAGGAGGGAGCUCUCCAAAUUUGGGGUGAAAGUGUCUAUCAUUGAGCCCGGAUACUUCAAGACUCUUAUGACCAGUACUGAGAUGAUUUCUAAGAGCUUACAGGAGUCGUGGGAUCACACCUGUCCAGAGGUCAAGGAGGCCUAUGGGGAGAAGUUUUUGGCAUCCAGUGAGUGAGCUGUACAUGAAAUUAAUUGGAUUUUGGAUAAAAAUUGCAAGAAGGAUCUAUCCUUGGCGACAGACUGCAUGGAACAUGCUUUGACUGCCUGCCAUCCCCGCACCCGAUACGCAGUUGGCUGGGAUGCCAAGCUCAUCUACAUUCCCAUGAGCUACAUGCCCACCUUCCUGGUGGAUGCCAUCAACCGCUGGAAUACCCCAACACCUGCGAAGGCUGUGUGA
Molecule: messenger RNA, 1004 nt
Organism: Miniopterus natalensis
Lineage: Eukaryota; Metazoa; Chordata; Mammalia; Chiroptera; Miniopteridae
Source: RefSeq, a predicted model, not a curated record